Artibeus jamaicensis (Jamaican fruit-eating bat) is the source of this 651-nucleotide messenger RNA. RefSeq names its product fibroblast growth factor 17 (gene FGF17). The transcript is spliced from 5 exons. Bases 1 to 651 code for a protein of 216 amino acids. NCBI's taxonomy places the organism in Eukaryota, Metazoa, Chordata, Mammalia, Chiroptera, Phyllostomidae. The record is from RefSeq and is a predicted model, not a curated record. Gene Ontology annotation, biological process: cell differentiation; positive regulation of protein phosphorylation; positive regulation of gene expression. Gene Ontology annotation, molecular function: growth factor activity; type 1 fibroblast growth factor receptor binding; type 2 fibroblast growth factor receptor binding. Gene Ontology annotation, cellular component: cytoplasm.
AUGGGAGCCACUCGCCUGCUGCCCAGCUUUGCUCUGUGUCUGCAGCUACUCGUUCUCUGCUGUCAAACUCAGGGGGAGAAUCACCCGUCUCCUAAUUUUAACCAGUACGUGAGGGACCAGGGCGCCAUGACCGACCAGCUGAGCAGGCGGCAGAUCCGUGAGUACCAGCUCUAUAGCCGGACCAGCGGCAAGCACGUGCAGGUCACCGGGCGUCGUAUCUCCGCCACCGCUGAGGACGGCAACAAGUUUGCCAAGCUCAUCGUGGAGACAGACACCUUUGGGAGCCGGGUCCGCAUCAAGGGGGCUGAGACUGAGAAGUACAUCUGCAUGAACAAGAGGGGCAAGCUCGUCGGGAAGCCCAGCGGGAAAAGCAAAGACUGUGUGUUCACGGAGAUUGUGCUGGAAAAUAACUACACGGCUUUCCAGAACGCCAGGCACGAGGGCUGGUUCAUGGCCUUCACGCGGCAGGGCCGGCCCCGCCAGGCCUCCCGCAGCCGCCAGAACCAGCGCGAGGCUCACUUCAUCAAGCGCCUCUACGAGGGCCAGCUGCCCUUUCCCAACCAAGUGGAGAGGCAGAAACAGUUCGAGUUUGUGGGCUCAGCCCCCACUCGCCGGACCAAGCGCACUCGGAGGCCGCAGCCCCUGACGUAG